CAGGUGAUAGUCACCUCGGAGUCCUUCACUCCCUCGGACACCAUGGAGAAACCUCUCUGUAACUACGACAAGGAGUACGAGCUGGGCAACCACCAGGAGUGUUGCGAGAGGGUAGUCAUUAAUGUGUCGGGCUUGCGCUUUGAGACCCAAAUCAAGACUCUGCGCCAGUUCCCCGACACCCUGCUGGGAGACCCCCAGAGGAGAAUCCGCUACUUCGACCCGCUCAGGAACGAGUACUUCUUCGACAGGAAUCGCCCGAGUUUCGACGCCAUCCUCUACUAUUACCAGUCCGGGGGAAGGUUGAAAAGGCCCAACAGCGUGUCGCUGGAGGUCUUCAUGGAAGAGCUAAGAUUCUACGAGCUGGGGGAUGAGGCGGUCACCAGGUUUCGUGAGGAUGAGGGCUUCAUCAAGGAGGAGGAACGGCCGAUGCCCAGCAACGAGUUUCAGAGGCAGCUGUGGCUGCUCUUCGAGUACCCAGAGAGCUCCUCCCCGGCCAAAGUGGUGGCGAUCAUCUCGGUGCUGGUGAUCCUGAUCUCCAUUGUGGUCUUCUGCUUAGAGACCCUACCUGAGUUCAGGGAUGAGCAGGAUCCGACUUUGCCUGUGCACUCCCUGCGGGGGAACAGCUCCCACUCAGAGUUUCCGAAUAGCCCCUUCCAGGACCCCUUCUUCGUGGUGGAGACCAUGUGCAUUUGUUGGUUCUCCUUUGAGCUCUUACUGAGGUUCAUUGUCUGCCCCAGCAAGCCCAGCUUCUUCAAGAACAUCAUGAACGUCAUCGACUUUGUGGCCAUCAUUCCCUACUUUGUGGCCCUGGGCACUGAGUUUGCCAGGCAGCGAGGGGUGGCACAGCCCGCCAUGUCCCUCGCCAUCCUCAGGGUUAUUCGUCUGGUCAGGGUUUUCAGAAUCUUUAAGCUCUCCAGACACUCCAAGGGUCUGCAGAUCCUGGGGCAAACUCUGAAAGCAAGUAUGAGGGAAUUGGGCCUUUUGAUUUUCUUCCUCUUCAUUGGGGUAAUUCUGUUCUCCAGCGCUGUCUACUUUGCUGAAUCCGAGGAUGAGAAUACAAGCUUCACAAGUAUCCCUGAGGCUUUCUGGUGGGCUGUUGUCACAAUGACCACGGUGGGAUAUGGUGACAUGUCUCCCAUGACUCUUGGAGGUAAGAUUGUGGGAUCCCUCUGUGCCAUUGCUGGCGUGCUCACGAUCUCAUUACCUGUCCCUGUGAUUGUCUCCAAUUUCAGCUACUUUUACCACAGGGAGAUUGAAAGCGAGGAUCAGACCCAAUACUCCCACGUGACGACCUGCCCUUACCUGCCUCCGAGCUCGAAAGCCCAGUCAUUGACUGGAAAAAGUACGGAGCUGGAAGAAGAACUUAUGGACAACCUCUGCAGACCCCUACAAAAUGACAUGUUGGAUGGUUUCUGCCCUACUGAUAGUGGACACCAUGAAUCCACCAGCUCACCGAACAGCAAGUCUUUGGUUACUCAAGUCUGA
Hypanus sabinus (Atlantic stingray) is the source of this 1485-nucleotide messenger RNA. RefSeq names its product potassium voltage-gated channel subfamily A member 3-like. Gene Ontology annotation, molecular function: delayed rectifier potassium channel activity; protein binding. NCBI's taxonomy places the organism in Eukaryota, Metazoa, Chordata, Chondrichthyes, Myliobatiformes, Dasyatidae. Gene Ontology annotation, biological process: potassium ion transmembrane transport; protein homooligomerization. The coding region runs from base 43 to 1485 and encodes 480 amino acids. Gene Ontology annotation, cellular component: membrane; voltage-gated potassium channel complex. The transcript is spliced from 2 exons. The record is from RefSeq and is a predicted model, not a curated record.